AUGGGCAGGGUCCCGCUGGUCUGGUGCUUGGCACUGUGUUGCUGGGGCUGCCUGGCUCCCAAGGGCACACAGGCUCAGACAGACCCCUUCGUGAAGAGCCCAGGGAACAUCACUGGUGCCCGGGGGCUCACAGGGACCCUUCGGUGUGAACUCCUGGUCCAGGAGGAGCCCCCUGAGGUGGCCUGGCUCCGGGAUGGGCAAAUCCUGGAGUUGGCGGACAGCACCCAAACCCAGGUGCCCCUGGGAGAAGAUGGAGAGGACGACUGGAAAGUGGUCAGCCAACUCAGAAUCUCGGUGCUACAGCUCUCAGAUGCAGGACGGUACCAGUGUGCGGUGGUCCUGAACGGAGAGACCUUCCUAUCCCAGCCUGGCUAUGUGGGGCUGGAAGGCCUGCCCUACUUCCUGGAAGAUCCUGAGGACAGGACUGUGGCUGCCAAUACCCCAUUCAACCUGAGCUGCCGAGCCCAGGGACCCCCAGAACCCGUGGACCUCCUCUGGCUCCAGGAUGCUGUCCCCCUGGUUCCAGCCUCAAGCCAGGACCCCCAGCACAACCUGCAAGUUCCAGGCCUGAACAAGACGUCCUCCUUCUCUUGCGAAGCCCAUAAUGCCAAGGGGGUCACCACAUCCCGUACAGCUACCAUCACAGUACUCCCCCAGCGGCCCAGAGACCUCCACCUUGUCUCCAGCUGGCCCACGGAGCUAGAGGUGGCUUGGACCCCAGGCCUGAGCGGGAUCUACCCACUCAACCACUGCACCCUACAGGCUGUGCUUUCAGACGAUGGAGUGGGCAUCUGGCUGGGAGGACCAGAGCCCCCGGAGGAGCCCCUCACCUUGCAAGCCUCCGUGCCACCACACCGACUUCGUGUGGGCAGCCUUCAUCCUCACACCCCUUAUCACAUCCGGGUGGCAUGUGCCAGCAGCCAGGGUCCCUCUCCCUGGACCCACUGGCUUUCUGUGGAGACCCCAGAGGGAGUGCCCUUGGGCCCUCCCGAGAACGUUAGCGCAGUGCUGAAUGGGAGCCAGGCCCUCGUCAGUUGGCAGGAGCCAAGGGCACCCCUGCAGGGCACCCUAUUAGGGUACCGGCUGGCAUAUCGAGGCCAGGACACCCCUGAGGUACUCAUGGAUGUGGGACUAAAGCAAGAGGUGAUCCUGGAGCUGCGUGGGGAAGGGACUGUACCCAAUCUGAUGGUGUCUGUGGCUGCCUACACUGCUGCUGGUGAUGGGCCCUGGAGCCCCCAGGUGCCACUGGAGCCCUGGCGCCCAGGGCAAGGACAGCCAAUCCACAAGCUGGUGAGCGAACCCCCAGCCCCUGCCUUCUCAUGGCCCUGGUGGUAUGUACUGCUGGGAGCAGUUGUGGCUGUUGCCUGUGUCCUCAUCUUGGCACUGUUCCUCAUCCACCACCGGAAGAAGGAGACCCGCUACGGGGAGGUGUUUGAACCAACAGUGGAGAGAGGUGAACUGGUGGUCAGGUACCACGUUCGCAAGUCUUACAGUCGUCGGACUACUGAAGCCACCUUGAACAGCCUAGGCAUCAGUGAAGAACUGAAGGAGAAACUGCGGGAUGUGAUGGUGGACCGACAUAAGGUGGCCCUGGGGAAGACUCUGGGUGAAGGAGAGUUUGGAGCUGUGAUGGAGGGCCAACUCAACCAGGAUGACUCCAUUCUCAAGGUGGCUGUGAAGACAAUGAAGAUUGCCAUUUGCACUCGGUCGGAGCUGGAGGAUUUCCUGAGUGAGGCCAUCUGUAUGAAAGAGUUUGACCACCCCAACGUCAUGAGGCUCAUCGGUGUCUGUUUCCAGGGCUCUGAACGUGAAGGCUUUCCAGCACCUGUGGUCAUCCUGCCAUUCAUGAAACACGGAGACCUCCACAGUUUCCUCCUCUAUUCACGACUCGGGGACCAGCCAGUGUUCCUGCCCACUCAGAUGCUGGUGAAGUUCAUGGCAGACAUCGCUAGCGGCAUGGAGUAUCUGAGCACCAAGAGAUUCAUACAUCGAGACCUGGCUGCCAGGAACUGCAUGCUAAAUGAGAACAUGUCCGUGUGCGUAGCCGACUUUGGACUCUCCAAGAAGAUCUACAACGGGGACUACUAUCGCCAGGGACGCAUCGCCAAGAUGCCAGUCAAAUGGAUCGCCAUCGAGAGCCUGGCUGACCGCGUCUACACUAGCAAGAGCGAUGUGUGGUCCUUUGGGGUGACGAUGUGGGAGAUUGCCACACGGGGCCAAACCCCGUACCCAGGUGUGGAGAACAGCGAGAUUUACGACUACCUGCGUCAGGGGAACCGUCUGAAGCAGCCUGUGGACUGUCUGGAUGGAUUGUAUGCACUGAUGUCCCGUUGCUGGGAGCUAAACCCCCGGGACCGGCCAAGUUUUGCAGAACUGCGCGAGGACCUGGAGAACACACUGAAGGCCCUGCCCCCUGCCCAGGAGCCUGACGAAAUCCUUUAUGUUAACAUGGAUGAGGGUGGAGGUCAUGCUGAACCCCUUGGAGCUGCUGGAGGAGCUGAACCCCCCAGCCAGCCCGACCCUAAGGAUUCCUGCAGCUGUCUCGCAGCGGUCGAGGUCCAUCCUGCUGGGCGUUACGUUCUUUGUCCUUCCACAGCCCCUGGCCCCACCCUGCCAGCUGACAGGGGCUCCCCAUUACUCCCAGGGCAGGAGGAUGGAGCCUGA
Messenger RNA from Chrysochloris asiatica (Cape golden mole), 2664 nucleotides. RefSeq names its product AXL receptor tyrosine kinase (gene AXL). Gene Ontology annotation, molecular function: ATP binding; protein binding; transmembrane receptor protein tyrosine kinase activity. The record is from RefSeq and is a predicted model, not a curated record. Gene Ontology annotation, biological process: positive regulation of kinase activity; negative regulation of apoptotic process; nervous system development. The coding region runs from base 1 to 2664 and encodes 887 amino acids. The transcript is spliced from 20 exons. Gene Ontology annotation, cellular component: signaling receptor complex. Lineage: Eukaryota; Metazoa; Chordata; Mammalia; Afrosoricida; Chrysochloridae.